Messenger RNA from Bactrocera tryoni, 1437 nucleotides. RefSeq names its product pro-resilin-like. Lineage: Eukaryota; Metazoa; Arthropoda; Insecta; Diptera; Tephritidae. Bases 239 to 547 code for a protein of 102 amino acids. The record is from RefSeq and is a predicted model, not a curated record. Gene Ontology annotation, cellular component: extracellular matrix. The transcript is spliced from 3 exons.
AGCGUCUCGAGUACGAAUACGGUUGUGCACUAAAAUUUGUGAACGAACGAACGUAGGGCAACUCGUGAAAUACACUCGUAAUACACCAACACUCUUAACACACUUGCUUAGAGGCGAAAUUAGUGAUCGCGAAAGGUGUGCGAGCAGCGACGAAGGAUUCAACGAUUCGGUGGAGUCAAGAAGAGAGUAAAAGAAAUUGCGCAGCGGUCGCUUAAAGGAUACUAGCAAAGGAGUAAUAAUGGAGAUUUUGUCCGUCAGAGUGUCGUUUGUCGCGUUGGUUGUGCUCGUUGCUUGUGUGCUGUUGGUGCAAGCACGACCACAGGCGCCAGAGCAACCAGAGCCGUAUGAAUACCAAUAUGAGGUUAAGGAUGCCGAAAAAGAACUGUUCUUUAACAAAAACGAAGCAGGCGAUGCUGCUGGAAAGGUGUCUGGUCAAUACUCUGUGUGGCUGCCCGAUGGCCGGCUUAUGACCGUUGCCUACACAGUGGAGGGGGAGAAUGGCUUUGUGCCUAAAGUGACGUUCGAUACAACAAACCCAUUGGGUUAGAAAGCGGCUGAAACAAGAUAUAAAAAUACGCAACAACAAGAAAACGCAUAUCAAGGAGUACAAUCAAUCAAACAAUCAAAUGGAAAAUGUGGAAAAUGUUAAAAGGCAUGGUGAUGGUAUAAAUACAACAACAAUAAAAUCAAUUAGAAUUUUUUUAGGAGAAAACGAAAAAUAAAUAAAUAUUUAGUUAAUUAUUAGCUAAGUGGUAAUAUGCAGAAAAUAGCGAAAUAUUGCAUAUUAAGAAAGCAACAACACACACACAUACAUACACAUAAAUAUGUAUGUAUGUCCAGGGCGACAAACGCAAACAGACAUAGGUACGCAAAGGCAUAAAUACAUGUAUGUAUGGCUAAACACUUAUGGAGGACUUAAGCAUUAACAUUGAAUUAAAAGGCUUGUGUGCAGCAACAACAAUAAGAAGAAAACUACAACUUCUUCGCCAUUAAAAUGAAAUUAACUUUUAAAUGCGAGCAUUGUAAAUAAAAUUUUAAAUAUACAUACAUACAUAUGUAUUUUUCGCACUUAUCGACGUGCACACAUAUGUAUGCAUAUCUUUUCUCAUUCUGUCAAUUUCUACACUUUAGUUACAUGAUGUCUUCAACUAUAUUUUAUAACUUUUUUACAUAUGUUAACAAUUAUACUACGAUUUUGAUAUUGUUAAUUUUAUAUAAUACUACAUAUACAUAUAUAUAUUUGUAUUAAAUGUACAUCAUCUUCUUCGCUUUAUGCGCGGAAAGCGUUCACUAUGUACCUUUUGACAAUACAAAUCAAAAAAUAGCAAUAAUUGCAAACAUGCAAAUCGAUAUUUGUUACCGUUACACAUAAGAAUGAAUGGAAAAUGGCUCAAUUAUAAAGUAAUAAAGGAUUUCAAAUUAAAAGAGACCACUAAA